Messenger RNA from Synchiropus splendidus (mandarinfish), 2342 nucleotides. Its product is annotated as single-stranded DNA-binding protein 2-like. The transcript has 13 exons. Lineage: Eukaryota; Metazoa; Chordata; Actinopteri; Syngnathiformes; Callionymidae. Gene Ontology annotation, biological process: positive regulation of transcription by RNA polymerase II. Bases 505 to 1251 code for a protein of 248 amino acids. Gene Ontology annotation, cellular component: nucleus. The record is from RefSeq and is a predicted model, not a curated record.
GUGUAUUAGCUUGCAUCCUGAAUCAAACUAGUGGCGGGAGCCCGUCACUCACCACAUCAACACGCUGAAUCUGAACAUCCAUUUCAAUCUGAAGUGGUGUAUGUAGUGGCCCACAGUCUUGAUGUAAAAAGCACUGAACCUUGAGGAACACCAUGGAUCAGAGGCGCCAUGAAGGAGCAUGUGCCGUAAAUGAACUAUCACAAAGUGUGAUCGAUGUUUCCAAACCAUUGAUAGAUAAGGAGGAUCCUAAAGUGAGGUUUGAAAAUAAGACUGACAUGUGUUGAUCCGGUGAGUGGUGUCAGAGAUGGUGUCAGAGAUGUGUUACCUGGGAUGGGAGUGGUUUGAAUAACUCUUUGCUUGUAAGGUGCCAGGUUGCCUGGCAGUAUCUUUGGCUACAGCUCCCUGGACACAGAGUGUCAUACCGAGUACUUGUGUGUGUGUGUGUUUCAGAGCGCGGCAGCAGCCCCCAGUCCUGUACUGGGGAACCUUCCACCAGGAGAUGGGAUGCCAGUGGGGCCCGUCCCACCAGGCUUCUUUCAGCCAUUUAUGUCACCUCGAUACCCAGGCGGACCCAGGCCCACACUCAGACUACCCAACCAGGGGCUCGGUGGGAGUCAGCCAAUGUUGCCCAGUGGAAUGGACCCCUCACGACAACAAGGACAUCCAAAUAUGGGCGGUCCCAUGCAGAGGAUGACUCCGCCCAGAGGCAUGGUACCCCUGCAGAACUACGGCGGCGGAAUGAGGCCCCCGCUGAACGCUCAGGUGGGUCCAGGGAUGCCCGGCAUGAACAUGGGACCUGGAGGGGGCAGACCCUGGCCAAACCCUCCAAACUCUAAUUCAACUCCCUACUCUUCAGCGUCGCCAGGCAGUUAUGUGGGUCCUCCAGGAGGAGGGGGGCCACCUGGGACUCCCAUUAUGCCCAGUCCAGCAGAUUCAACCAACUCCGGUGACAACAUGUACACAAUGAUCAACACGGUCCCUCCUGGUGGAAGCCGACCCAACUUCCCUCUUGGUUCAGGCGGCGAUGGUCCGCUGGGCGGGAUGGCAGGAAUGGAGCCUCACCACAUGAACGGAUCAAUAGGCUCUGCUGACAUGGACAGUCUGCCCAAGGUGAGAGAGACGAACUCUCCCGGGAACUUGAGUAUGAGCAACCAGCCGGGGACCCCGAGGGAGGACGGCGAAAUGAGCGGGAACUUCAUCAACCCCUUCCAGAGCGAAAGUUAUUCUCCCAACAUGACGAUGAGCGUCUGAGGCAGGUUGGAGCUUUGUCCAGCAGCAUUUGUCGACAACCUGGGGACAGGAAGUGAUGUCACACGGACCGUCGUCUCUUCCAUCUGUGGUCCGGCCUGGACCGUGGACUGUGGCGCCCCCUCCUUCCUCCCUCCCCCUCCUCCUGGUUUCCUCUGACAUCUUGGCCAACACCUUCCUCUCUGAAUGAUCAGCUCUUCCUCUGCCGAUGUACAAAGGUUUUAUCUACGUGGAGGAGAACUGCGUGUUUUUACUGUGUGUGCGCGCGCGCUCCAGGCUGAUGUUUUCACCGUCUCAACACAAUACAUUUGACUCUCUUCAAUUUGGAUCAGACCCAGAGAAACAUUAUGAAACAAAAUGUUCAGUUCAAAACCCCCGAAAAAUGUAAAAAAAGGGCCCCAAAAACCUUCAUCCUUUGUAUAGCUGAGGGCCACAACAUGUAUUCGUUUGAUCGGCUUAAGGGACGAUCAGAGGUCACAUGGCUUCCUACUACUAAAAUGUGGUGGUGGACCAAUGGUGGUGAUGAAAAAGUGCCCUCCCUCCUCACGCGCCACCACAAGUUGAACAGCUCAAGGACAAAUUCGGGCUCCUCACCCUGCCCUCCAUCCCACUGACUCUCUUGUGUUUACCUGUUGAAAUCACUGAACUUAGUUAUCAAAACGAAAAAGGGAUCAAGAGUGAAUCACUUUCGUAACAUCGUCCGGAUAAACUGUGAUCUCGGUGGUACCAGAGGCUCCGGCCCUUCAUUCCCCAGAACUUUGGAUGGCCCGCCUUGUACAGAAAACAUCUCUUUCCACUGUACAGCUGACAAAUGUAGCUCCCUGUCUCGUGUGUGUAUUUGAUAUUGUUGAUAUUAUUUAAAGUACCACUCUAUGGAAAGGUGGACUGCAGGUGAGAGGAAGUUCCUGGUCCUUUCUUCUCAGCGAAGCCACAAGUGGGGGAGACGCAUCUGUAAAUCGAGUCACGUUUCUUUGGUUAUGUGGCAGUUUUUGGAGACUCCAUUUGUGUCGUGUUCAUUUUUCUCUUUUUUAUUCUUGUAUUAUGUUUUUUUGUAAAUAUACAGAGAAGUGUGAAUAUGCUGGUAUAAAGCUUCU